AUGAAAUUUAAUGAGGAAGAGAAGAUUGAGGGGGAAAUUAUUCCGAAUCUCAACAAUCCGAACCUGCUCAAAAUCCGAAUCGAAUCAUGGGAAUUGGACCUGCUAUUCUCUAGAUCUUCCCCCAAGAUCCUCCUGGUGCUGGCAAAGCUUCAGGCGGUUGUUCUGGUGGUCAUCAGGGACAUCGGAACCUCGACAUCGUGCAUCGUUGAACAUUCAGGUUCUGCAUAUCAGAAUGCCAUUCAAGAUGAAGAGAAAUCCUCGCCAAGUGAAGUGGACAAAGGCAUACAGGCGAUUGCAAGCGAAGGAUAUGACACAGGAAAAGACUCUGCCUUUGAGCCUUUGAGUUUGAGAGGAAGAGAAAUAGGCCAGAGAGAUAUGACAGAAAUGUCGCGAACAAUGUAUUCAUGGUCCAUUAAGAAGAUUGACAAGGUCAGAGUAAGUAGAGCGGCAAAAGAGGCAAAACACCAUGAAAAGAGGAUGAAGGGAAAGAAAAACAAAGAACAGAAGGAAGCAGUGAACGAAUUGGAGCAGAGCAUCAUCCUGGUCAAAGCAGGAUGA
Asparagus officinalis (garden asparagus) is the source of this 558-nucleotide messenger RNA. RefSeq lists its product as uncharacterized. The record is from RefSeq and is a predicted model, not a curated record. The transcript is spliced from 5 exons. Bases 1 to 558 code for a protein of 185 amino acids. Lineage: Eukaryota; Viridiplantae; Streptophyta; Magnoliopsida; Asparagales; Asparagaceae.